Messenger RNA from Ruditapes philippinarum (Manila clam), 2033 nucleotides. RefSeq lists its product as uncharacterized. Lineage: Eukaryota; Metazoa; Mollusca; Bivalvia; Venerida; Veneridae. Gene Ontology annotation, biological process: protein histidyl modification to diphthamide. Gene Ontology annotation, molecular function: diphthine-ammonia ligase activity. The transcript has 13 exons. The coding region runs from base 81 to 1727 and encodes 548 amino acids. The record is from RefSeq and is a predicted model, not a curated record.
CUUCACUUGAGCGCGCGUAUUAGGCAUGAGAAAUUAUCUGUCCAAUUUUGGUUUUGGAUUGCACGUAGACCGCCUGAAAUAUGAAAACAGUCGCAUUAAUAAGUGGAGGGAAGGACAGUUGCUACAACAUGAUACAGUGUAUUUCUGAAGGCCACAGCAUUGUUGCACUUGCCAAUCUAAAGCCAAAAGACAAAGGGUUGCAGCCAAAACAUCAUCUUGGUAAAACCUUGUCAGAAAUGAGGGAUUAUUUGCAUAAAAAGAAUGCAGAGUUUGAGCUGAAUGUUUGUGGAGAAGGUGGGGAGUACGAAACUUUUACAUUGGAUUGUCCAAUAUUUAAGAAGAAAAUUGUUAUAGAUGAGAUGGAAAUGGUUAUACAUUCAGAUGAUGCAUUUGCUCCUGUUGGCUACCUCAAUCUGAAAAAAGCUCACCUUGAAGACAAAAAAAUGGAUCCAAGUCAAUCUCAACUGGACUUGAUAAAAGGCCUUCCAAUUAAACAUAGCAGAUCUCUUUUAGAUGAAUUAUUUCCAAACAGAUCAGAAUUAAGGUGUGUUCAGUGUGAAAAAUUACAACGCCAAAAAUCUAAAGACACAGUAACAGGUUCAAAGAAAGCUGAAGUUACUAGAAUGAAAAGUGCCGACUCAGACUGGCGUCAUAUCUGGGUAACCAAUCUAAUGGCUGUACAGAAAGAUGAAGAUGUUGAACAGUUAGCCAGACAGACUAUGGAUAAUCUUCAGGAACUGAUAAAACCUCUAAAUAUGUCAGAUCUAGUGUUGAUGCACCUCUAUGUGAAAAAUAUGGCUGACUUUGCUGCUAUAAAUGCUGUUUAUAAAACGUACUUUGGAUUGAAUCCAGCAGCUAGAGUUUGUGUUGAGGCACAACUACCUGACAACGUUGCUAUGAUGUUAGAUUGCUAUGGAAACAGUUGUCAUAGUAACAGGGAAACUAUGCAUGUUCAAGGAUUGUCACACUGGGCACCUGCGAAUAUAGGACCUUACAGUCAGUGUACCAAGGUAGGCAAUGUAUGCUAUGUAGCUGGUCAGAUAGGAAUGGUACCAGCUAAUCUUGCCCUGAUAGAUGGUGGUAUACACUCUCAGACUAGACUAAGUCUUCAACAUGUGAACAGUGUUCUCUCAGCCAUGUGUUCUAGUCGCUCAAUAUAUGAUAUAAUUACAUGUGUAUGUUAUGUAACUCAUCCAGACUAUAUUCCUAUAGCCACACAGGAAUUGGACUGCACGAUAAAGGACCCAUCUUGUAUGCCUGUUUAUGUAGUAAUUCCACAAUUACCAAAAGGAGCUCUUAUAGAAUGGCAAGCUGUUGCUAAAACUGAUGUACCUAAACCAUUACAAGUUGAAAGGAAUACAAACUGUAAAAGAUCUAUGUACACAUCAAAGGCAAGGAUGAUCAAAUCCUCUGAAGCUAUACCUCUGUCUCUGGUUAUUUCUUUAUAUAAAAUAGAAGGUAACGAUAUUGCUGACAUUAAUCUUGAAUCAGUUAUAGAUGUUUUAGAGGAAACAAGAGGGAUGUUUACAGACAUAUCUAAAGAGACCAGUGAUGCUGAAAGCCAGAUAUCUAUGAUGAGAAUAUUUUAUCAAGCAAAUGUCUUCAACUAUGAUACUUUAUAUGAAGGUAUGCAGAGGAGAUUUAGGAAUAGACCUGUAGCGUUGGUUCCUGUGAUACAACUAGAAACUAUGGAUAUAUUGUUAAGUUUGUGUGAAACAUUCAACUAGACAGCUGCGUGACAAUAAGAGAACAAUAGACCAAUUGAUUUAAAAAAUGUGUGGACAUUUAACAAACACCAAUUGGAAAGCAAUGCAAAUAAGUAGGCAGUUCAAAAGUGAAACAGUGAUUAGAUAAAACAUAAACUUCCAGGGAGAAUGAACAUGCCAGACUGUUUGUGUAAGAUAUUUACAUUUUUGUCCUAAACAAAAACAUUGAUAUGGACGGGGUAAGUAAUUUAGAUAUAGAAAACAUGUUGAUUUACUGUUGAAAUGUUAUCCAUCUUUAGUUUAAAUUUUUUAAGCUUAUCAUAGAAA